CUCCUAAAAUACUAUACUUAUUGCUCCGCUAAAAACUCUAAGAGGCUCUUGAUAUAUCAAGUCUAAGAAACUUUUGAUCCAUCAGCAUCUAUGUUAUCGGUCUUGAAAUUAGCAUAAAAACUUUUAAAAUAUCCCGACAAAAUUUUCAACUGAAAUUUUUUUUUGAAGCUUGAAUGAUUGGAAAUAAAAAAUUAGCGAAAAAUACUUCUUCCGUGACAUCACGCUCUACUAAUACUACUCGUUACGGAGCUUUGCUGCUCGCUCUAUGCGGCCUCUGACGCCACCCUCCUCAUUUGCAGCCCCCUCGCCGCCGCCGCCGCCGCCGCGCGCCGCAGCAUUCCCGCACCACCUCCUCGUCGACUCUCCCUCCGCCUCCCUCCGCCGCCUCCUCCCCCCUCUCCACGCCCUCGCCCUCGUCCUCGGCCUCGCCCCCUCCCUCGCCCCCUCCCUCCUCCGCGCCUACUCCGACCGCGGCGACCUCAGCAGCGCCCGCAAGGUGUUCGACGCAAUUCCCCGCGCGAAGAAGAGCGUCGUCCCCUUCUCCGCCCUCAUUGGCGCCCUCUCCCGAUCCGACGAUCCCGACUCCGCCUUCUCUCUCUGCAACCAAAUGCGGCGCCUCGGCGUAGCUCCCAAUUCCGUCACCUUUCUUUCGCUGCUCUCCGGCGCCUCGUGCGCCCGCCGCGCGCAGUGCGUGCACGCUUCUGCCAUCCAUUACGGCUUCUUCGACGCCGAUCUCGUUCUCGCCAAUUCGAUGGUGAGUGUUUACGCGAAAUGCGGGAGAGUCGACACCGCCCGCAAGGUGUUUGAUUUAAUGCCUCUUAGAGAUGCCGUCUCGUGGAAUUCGAUGCUCUUGGGCUACGCUCGCAAUGGUUGUGUCGACGAAUCGAUCGACUUGUGUAGAAGAAUGAGAUUUGAAGGUAUAUAUCCUGAUCAACAAGCAUAUGGAUCUCUUGUAAUUUCGCUUACGAAUUGUGCAGAAGAGUUAUUAGAACCCAUUAAAACUGGCAGGCAAGUUCAUGCUCUCGUGGUGAGUUCUGGGUUCUGUUCGGAUGCUCGCGUUGAGACCGCUCUUAUCAGUAUGUAUCUAAGAUUCGGGAGCUUCGACGAUGCAUUUAUGCUAUUCGAUCGGGCCUCGGAUAAGGACGUUGUUUCGUGGAGUGCGAUGAUUUCGGGCCUUGUUCAAAACAGUAAAGCAGAUGAAGCAUUGAUCGUCUUCUACAGAAUGUUGAGUUCGAGGGUCGUGCCUGCGCCCACGACCAUAGCUUGCGCUCUUUCAGCUUGUGCCCAACUGGGUUUGCUGAAAGUUGGGGCUUCUAUUCAUGGUUACAUUGUUCGGCAAAGAUUCCCGAUGGAUAUUUCUGUUGAAAACUCGCUUGUGACAAUGUACGCAAAGUGCGAUCGCGUUACACAAUGUCGGUAUGUUUUUGAGGGAAUGGCGGAUAAAGAUCUUGUUUCAUGGAAUGUGGCGGUCUUGGGUUACUCUCAGAAUGGCCACUUGACCGAGUCCUUUGCCCUUUUUCAUGAGAUGAUGUUGGGGUCGCAAAAGCCCGAUAAGAUUACGUUAGUCUCGCUCCUUCAAGGGUGUACUUCAAUGGGUGCUCUUGGAUGCGGAAAAGUGGUUCACAACUUUACAAUCAAAUUGGGGUUUGGGCCGUCGAUCUCUCUCGACACCUCCUUGGUUGAUAUGUACUCGAAAUGCGGCGAUCUCGUGGCAGCAAAGAAGUGCUUCGAUUUGAUGCCAGAGCAUGAUUUGAUUUCUUGGACUGCAGUUGUCGUGGGGUAUGGCAGUCAUGGAAUGGGGGAACUCGCACUCGAAAUGUACAGAGAUUUUCUAAGCAAAGGGCUAAAACCGAAUGAGGUCAUGUUUUUAUCGGUGCUUUCUGCUUGUAGCCAUUCGGGGCUUGUUUCAGAAGGGCUAAAGAUAUUUGAAUCCAUGAAAGAGGAGUUUGGUGUCAUGCCAAAGAUCGAGCAUUAUGGCUGCAUAAUCGAUCUCCUUUGUAAGGCGGGGAAGGUUGGUGAAGCAUAUGAAAUCCUAAAAACAAUGACUCCAAGGCCAAAUGCCGACGUUCUGGGGAUAAUUCUUGAUUCUUGUAGGGCACAUAAGUUUGUUGACAUUGCAGAAGCGGUUGCGAAGGAGAUUAUUUCGCUAGAGCCCAAGUUUGCAGGGAGUUAUGUGCAAUUGGCCCACAGCUACGCGACGAUUCGGAAGUGGGAUGGUGUGGAAAAGGCUUGGACGAAGAUGAGGGAACUGGGAUUGAAGAAGGCUCCUGCAUGGAGCUUUAUUGAGUUGGAUGGUGCGAUAACCUCAUUCUUUGCAGACCAUUCUUCGCACCCUCAGCAAGAGGAGAUGAUGAAGGUGCUAAGGAUCCUAGAUGGUGAAAUGAGAGAUAUCAGCAGAAGCUUUGCUACUAAGGGCCUUGCUGGCCUGGUCGGAGCUUUAGCAGAAGUACCGUUGGAUUAGAGCAAUUCAAAGAUUUCUAUCUCAUUGGUAUCCUUCUAGACGACUUCCAGCUACAGAAAAAAUAGAAGUUUUAAAUUGUAACCUUUGUUUUAAGGUCACUGCAGCUUCCGGCUAUAGCAAAAAUUUCAUUAUUUUUUCAAUUUGUCAAAUACCUAACGGCUACUUCUCAGAGUGAAACAAUAUGUUCCAAUAGACCAGAAUUCGAGACAAAUCAUCAUAAUCAUCAUCAACAGCAGCAGCACUAGGGAGCCAUUGCCAAGUUACUGCUAAGCGGCUGAAGCAAUACUAGAAGAGAAGAGUCUGCAAUGGAGUGAGGCUAAAUUGCAGGUCGAUGGGGGAAAAUAUCUCAGAGGGCAACAUGAAAACAGAGAUACUCACAAGGGGCUUUCCUGCAUUUUGGUCAAUGAAUUUCUCAGACCAGUUGGCUAGUAAGGAGAGAUACCAUGUGAUGUCAGUAAUGGCAACUAUAGUAAAACCUCAAUGCAAUGGUGUCGACAAUUUUACAUUGCGAAAAGAGAAGCAAGUUCGGCAACUGUACGCAAAACUUUAAGUUCUACUUCAGUUCCCUAGUUCUUGGAAGAGUUUAUGCAGUGACAGAGUUUGCCACUCAACGGUGACUGGUCAAUUACAAAAGGAGUUACAGUGCUUUUGCUCUGUAGUAUGAGAUUCAGAUCACCGCGUCCUAUUUUCGCCCUGAUUGCAGACACCAAUUGACUUGUCCUUAAUAUGGGAAUCUAGCCAGAGAUUUAUGCAAGCGAGGGAAAAGCAUUCGAGAAUAAUAGAAAUGAAAGUUAUUCAAGGCAUUGGUUGGAUUGCUAAGAAAGAGAUGAAACAAGGAUGCUGCCUCAAACUAAG
Molecule: messenger RNA, 3316 nt
Organism: Ananas comosus (pineapple)
Lineage: Eukaryota; Viridiplantae; Streptophyta; Magnoliopsida; Poales; Bromeliaceae
Product: pentatricopeptide repeat-containing protein At4g04370-like
Exons: 2
Coding region: 266-2461 (731 amino acids)
Biological process (GO): RNA modification
Molecular function (GO): protein binding; RNA binding
Source: RefSeq, a predicted model, not a curated record